Colossoma macropomum (tambaqui) is the source of this 4360-nucleotide messenger RNA. It is a transcript of the gene pex14, whose product is annotated as peroxisomal biogenesis factor 14. Bases 70 to 1203 code for a protein of 377 amino acids. Lineage: Eukaryota; Metazoa; Chordata; Actinopteri; Characiformes; Serrasalmidae. The record is from RefSeq and is a predicted model, not a curated record. Gene Ontology annotation, cellular component: peroxisomal membrane; peroxisomal importomer complex. Gene Ontology annotation, molecular function: signaling receptor binding. Gene Ontology annotation, biological process: protein import into peroxisome matrix, docking. The transcript is spliced from 9 exons.
CUCGAUCAGUAGGUGCAAAAUCCGCAUCUCCCACUUGUUAGCAGGAGCUGUGAGCGCAGCCCGGAGACGAUGGCGUCCUCGGAGCGGCCCGAGCAGCAGAGUCAGAGUGGAUCUCCUGUCAGAGAUGCUCCACCGCGGGAAACUCUGAUCGCCACAGCAGUGAAGUUCUUGCAGAACCCAAAAGUUCAUCAGAGUCCUUUGGCCACCAGAAAAGCUUUCUUGAAGAAAAAAGGUCUGACAGAUGAGGAGGUGGAGCUGGCCAUCCAGCGCUCGGGCAGCACGGAGGAGGCAUUGGUUCGGACACCAGUGGGACCCCCACACAUUAUCCAGGGCCCUCCGCUGGCUCCUGUACCCUACAGUCCCCCUGGUUACAGAUGGAGAGACUAUGGUGCCCUGGCCAUCAUCAUGGCAGGAAUGGCCUUUGGCUUCCAUCACCUGUACCGGAAAUACAUCCUUCCCCUCAUUAUGGGCAGCAAAGAGGACAAGAAGCAUCUGCAGAGGAUCGAGAGCAGCAUCAUCGAGAUGAGUGGCACGCUGACACAGACAGUGACCCAGUUGCAGACGACUUUAGCCUCAGUGCAGGAACUGUUGGUCCAGCAGCAGAAGAGAAUACAGGAGCUGUCUCAGGAGCUGGCGAACUCUCAGGCCUCCUCCACCACCAACCGCAUGCUGGAGUCUCAAAGCAUCAGUGAACUGAAAGCUGAGAUCACUUCUCUGAAGGGGCUUUUACUCAGCAGGAGACAGUUCCCUGCCUCUCCUUCACUCCCCAAAAUCCCAGCCUGGCAGAUUCCUCUAAAGCCAGGCACACUGUCCAACCCCCCAUCGGUCAACCACACCAACAGCAGCAGCGACAUCUCGCCGGUCAGCAACGAGUCAGCCAGCUCCUCGCCUGUCAAAGAGGGCCACAGCUCACAGGUGACUCCAUCCAGCGCACACAGCCUGAACGGAGAGGCAGGACUAGGGGCCAUGCUGCCUCUAGACCUAAAGGACCAGGUACGUAUGGAAGUGCAGGGGGAAGAGGAGAGAAAGGAAGAAGAGGAGGAUGAGGAGGAGGAGGAGGACGAUGAUGUGACUCACGUGGAUGAAGAGGAGCACCUGAGUGUCCAGACAGAGGACAGAAGAGGAGGGGACGGACAGUUUAAUGAGCAGGUGGAAAAGUUGCGCCGUCCUGAAGGGGCCAGCAACGAGAGCGAGGUGGAUUAGGCCAAGCUCUAAUGUCUCUGUCUGCUUUAGUUUAAUCCUUCCAUCACACAACCCUUUCUAUAAUUGAGUUGCGGCAUCGCUCCCUUUAUGCAGUCUGCGUAGCACUGUGAAACAAGCAACAGGUCAUCGUUGUGUUUCGUAUUCUCGUGAUGUGAAUUUUUCUUUCAUAUGAACUCAAGUAACAGCGCAAACAUUCUUGCAUGUCCAGGCAAGCACAGUAAUGAGCAGUGUGAGCUAGAUGAUGACAAAAUUGCGAUCUUUUUUCAGUCUAACCUUUAUCAACCAUUCUGUGCCCAGACAUCUCAUAAAUACUAGUCUAUUCACACAACAUUAGUGACUGUAGUUUCUAAUUAUAUACAGAAGUCAACCUACUAUAAACAUACUGUGUAUCUACCAGUUAAAAGUUACUGUAUUUAAUUGCAAACAAGGGCCUAAGCAACAAAUCAUGGACACCAAAGAAUCGCAUUGUUCCACUUUUGUUUUGAGUGUAGUUUGUGGUUCACAUGACCUGAUUAUGUGUGCAUGUGCUGCGUCAUAUGCAACCACAGAGAAAGACCCAUCCUCCGUGUCUUCUGCGAUCCUGGUGGAUGAGCUCUUGUCUGGACUGUUCUUGUUCGCCGUGCACUCUCAGCAGAACGUGGCGCAGCAGCUCAUACGUCUGUGGAAGAACAAGUCCUUGUAAUUUCCGAUUAAAGUGAUGAUGGGUUUUGCUGCCUGGUGGUGCUGAGAAUUGGAGAGCACUGAAGAGGCAAAUAAACACUGUUUUUAAUGCUCUCUGUGUGUGAGUGAGCAAGAGAGGGAGGGAGGGACUGAAAGAGAGUGAGAGAUGGCAAAAACAUAAAGUGCUCUGCCUGCUCAGUUGCAUCUCUUGCGUCUCCAGCAGGGCAGCUGAUUUGGUUUAUGAAGUAUGUUAAUAAUCAAAUGAUCAACAAAUAACAGAUGUAUUAGUUCAUGCAGCUUGAAAUGUCAAGGAGGCUAAAAUCGGAAAUCUAAUACUCAAAGCCCAUUCUAUUGUAUUAUAUUACAUGACAAAGCCUCCAGUCCAAAUUAUACCGGCCUCCUACAGUGAAUAAUCUUAACAUGAAACGGUGCCGGGGUUUUUGUAAUUAAACCAUGUAAAACAAUGGAUGCUUCAGCAGAGGUGCUGACAGUUGUGCUUCUCUCUUUGUGGGGCUUUUCUUUCUCAAGUCCUGAGGGAGAGAAAAGAAAAAAAACGGAAAAAACACCCCUGAUGCAAAUGGAGAGUAACGUAUGAAUACUUAACUAAUGGAAUUACUCACUCGCCAGCUGACGAGAAAAAAGGCGAGAAAGAUCCCGGAGAGAGAAUUAGAGUGUCAGCUCCACUCUGACAUUUUCACUUUUAACAAAUGGCCUUCAGAGUAACAUGAUUAUGGCCCAAGCAGGUGAAGCGUUUGUGGCAGCGAUCGCUGUGCCUCUACACUAUGGAGGAUCCUUACUGUCUAGAUUACAGCUGACAUACACUAAGAAAAGCUAUUCAUGUUAUAUUGUAGAGAAUAAGAACAUGUACGCAUCAUUUACUGUAAUACAGGGUUAUGAGUUUUAAAAUAAUUAUCAAAAAUGGGGAAAAAAUAAGAUAUUAAAGGAAUACUUCACUGAUUUUCAACCUAAUCUCUAUUCACUGUGUUCUCAUAAUACAUUGGUUUCCACUGUAAGUGUGUUUUGAGUCAUCAAGUUUUCUGGUCUUUUAGUAAACGGAAACUUUUGUAGUAAUUAUAUGUACUACAGAUGUAGCAGAUUAGCAGUGACAACCCUUGACUAUUAGAGCCAAAGUCAAAACCUGGUCAAAAGAUGAGGAGGGAAAACCACCUCUAUACUAAUGCUGAUUUCUGUUAGCUUCUCUAUGGGAUUCUUGUAGUAUGUUAGCACUCUGCUUAGAGCGAUUUACAUGAACUCUUUUUGGCUGUUUGAGAUGAAGCAUGGACAUUUGAAGCUGGGAAAAAGAUAUUCCAAGUUUUAUUUGAAGCUUGUAACAGACAUAUCAACAUAUUUCACAUGAUGUUUUCUCAUUAUCGUACCACUUUUAGUAAAGAGCCCAGGCAUAGAGCUGCUGCCACUGUUUUUAAUUUCUAACACCUGACUGAAACGUUGGUCAGGCUACCACUCAUGCUCGCUAACAUUGAUGUAUCUAGGACUUCCAGAAGGCCUUGAGAAUUUUUUCUCACAAAAUUAAUCCCACACAUUGAAAAUCGAAACAUCUUCAGUUAUUUUCAUGGUCAGUUAACCUAAUUAUGUUGCUGGUUACUCUGACACGUUAAGACUUUAGCUUCGAAGCCAUAACCAGUGAAAGAGCUCAUGGUAUCUACCUAGAUCAAAAUUUAGAUUAUGCCACAGUUCGCUCCGACCUCGAAAUGUGAUGUGAGUGUCGGCAUCUCCUGAUAAUGGCAUUCCGAGUAGGUUUCAAUCCGCUGUGUUCACAUGUAUCGUAGCCACAACAAUCAGCCAGAACUUUAUUACAAGGAUCAAGCCUUCUGAAAAAAACUGACAGCAAACGACCCAAGCAAGCAACAAAAACAAAACGCUUCCAUUGUAAUCAACUGAGCUAUACUUUGUUGUUAAGUAGUUUUUGUGUUAUAAUUAUCUUACAAGCUAAUAAUAAAAACUAAUCAUUAAUAUCGGAGGUAUAAUUGCGACAAUAUUUCUUAUUUGGACAUUUAGCAUUGCAUAAAAUUGUCAUUUUUUGGGCCUUUCAAGACAACGAUCAUUAUAUUAAAUAAAAAUGAACUAGAAAUUUGACUUUCAUUAGGCUUUCUCUGAAGUCCUAGAAGACCCUGUGGGUUCCCUUCUGUAAAUCAGAUUGAAAAACAUUGGAGUAUUCCUUUAACUUGAGGUUAAUUUAUCUGAGCAGUUGAAACUGACUGAUACGGGGGAACGGAAAGGCCUGGACGUUAGUGGCCAUCAACGUGUGUGCACACGUAUGUGUUUGUAUUUGAGUGAACAUUUAUAUAUGGGUAUUGAUGUGUGUUGGAACUGACUCUCUAGUAGACUAGAUAAUCUUUCUAAAAUCUGACAUCUGGCCUCCCCCCCCCCAGAAGUCUUACUGUAGGGCCCCCAAUGAAAGUAUAUAUGUUAGUAUGACGAUGAAUUCUGAUAUCAGAGAAAAUGUAAAUAUUUGUAAUAAAUUUGAUUUAACACCAGA